Molecule: messenger RNA, 3249 nt
Organism: Gossypium raimondii (Peruvian cotton)
Lineage: Eukaryota; Viridiplantae; Streptophyta; Magnoliopsida; Malvales; Malvaceae
Product: cysteine-rich receptor-like protein kinase 11
Exons: 8
Coding region: 241-2694 (817 amino acids)
Biological process (GO): protein phosphorylation
Molecular function (GO): protein kinase activity; ATP binding
Source: RefSeq, a predicted model, not a curated record
CCGAAAUUUUGUUUGAUAGGUAGACAUUGACUUGGAUUAGUCAAAAAGAUAACCCGAAAACCAAGCUUCCUAGCAUGGAUUGAAUCUUUUAGCUUUAAUGGGCGCUCUUGAGUCUUUCUCCCACUCCAGGCAUGGAAACCAAAACACAAAUACUCCCAUCUCUGUCCAAACAUAUCUGGAAUACUAAGUUCCCACUUCUUUUAUCUCGAUUUUGGUUCCUUGAGAUUAUAGAAUCUCAAAAUGUGGAUAAAACUUAAAGCUCUUUCUUCAAUUCUCUCCCAUCUGCUUAUCGGCAUUGCUCUCGUUGACGCUAACCUACGAUGCUAUGACACUGGUAAUUUCACCCUUAAUAGUACAUAUGGCAAAAACAGAGACCUUAUUCUUGCUUCUCUCCUACCUAAUGUCUCUGCAAAUGGUGGUUUCUUUACUGCCAGUAUCGGCCAAAACUCCAACAAAAUUUACGCUCUUGGUAUGUGCAGAGGAGACUCUACUCCAAACGGUUGUUAUACAUGUCUCAAUGCUUCAAUCCAGGAUCUCAUAGCUAGCUGUCCCAACCGAAAAGAAGCCCUUUCAUGGGGAGGUGAUCCUCCUUGUCUUGCACGCUAUGCAAAUCGCCCCUUUUUCGGAAUCCUGGAGCUACAACCCACUGAUGCAGGCUAUAAUAUGGCGGACAUCACUUCCAACUUAACUCAAUUUGAUACUAUUUGGGAGAGUUUGAUGGACAGAGUGGUGAGCAAGGCUUCCAGCGGGUCUUCUACUAAGUAUGCAACCGGGGAAGCAGACGUUACAGAAUUCCGAACGAUAUUUGCGCUAAUGCAGUGCACUCCAGAUUUAUCACACAAGGAUUGUGAUUCUUGCCUAAGGCAAUCUGUGAGUAACUAUGAAAGCUGUUGCCGUGGAAAGCAGGGAGGUUAUGUUCAGAAGCCUAACUGUUGGUUCAGAUGGGAUUUGUAUCCUUUCUAUACUACAGCAACCCCAUCCUUAUCUCCGCCAUCCUUAUCUCCUCCACCUCCUUCCCCAGAUAUAAAAGGCAUCAAUCUAACCUACCAAAGCUUUAGGUGCUAUAAUGAAUCGGGUAGUUUCACAACCAGCAGUACAUAUGGAAAAAACCUUGACCAUAUUCUCGAUUCUCUCCCACACAAAGUCUCUGAAAAUGGUGGUUUCUUUAAAGACAUUGGUGGCCAAGACUCCAACAAAGCUUACGCUCUUGGGAUGUGCAGAGGAGACUUAAUUAAAGAUGACUGUUAUAGUUGUGUCAGUUCCUCGGUUCAUGAUCUCAGAGUUAAGUGUCCUCACUGGAAAGAAGCCGUUUCAUUGACAGUUUUUCGAUCGUGUAUUGUACACUACGCAAAUCGCCCAUUUUUUGGAAACUUGGAGGUAGAACCCACGUAUGCAGCUGGUACCAAUGAAAGCAUCAAAUCGGACGUACAAACAAAAUUUGAAAUGGCUUGGGAAGGUUUGGUGUGGAGUACGAGGAAUAAUGCUUCCAACGGCUCUUCUAAGCUUAAGUAUGCAACUGGGGAAGCAAAAUUUACAGAAUCUCAAACUAUAUAUGCACUAAUGCAAUGCACCCCAGAUUUAUCACGGGAAAAUUGUUGGAACUGCCUAAAGCGAGCCACAGACACCCAUGAUAUCUGUUGCGGUGCGAAGCAAGGUGGUUUUGUUCAGAAACCUAACUGUUAUUUCCACUGGGAUUUGCAUCCCUUCUAUACACUAGGACCUAACACUGAUGCUGCUUUAUCUCCUGCACAUACAUUUACAAAAGAUGAAACGAAACAAAGCAAAUCAAUAUCGAUUCCACUUGGUGCAAGCUUAUCAGCUACUCUAGGACUAGCUCUGUUUUCUGCUUGUGGUUUCUUUAUCUGGAGAAGGAGAAACGUUCAAGAGGAUAAAGGCCAAGAAGUUCGAUCACUUGACUUGGUAGUGGGAAGUGUUCCUCGUGGGAACUCAAGCGAAAAUUUUGAUCUACAAAAUAUAGGAAGGUCGCAGGAGUUUCCUUCAAUUCAAUUGAAUAUUUUACAAGCAGCAACCAAUAAUUUUUGUGAUGAAAAUAAGCUAGGACAAGGUGGAUUUGGCCCUGUAUACAAGGGCACACUAGCGGAUGGAAAAGAAAUUGCAGUUAAAAGGCUCUCAAGAACUUCUGGUCAAGGGCUGCUUGAGUUCAAGAAUGAGGUCAUGUUAAUUGCCAAAUUACAGCAUAGGAAUCUUGUGAGGCUCUUAGGAUGCUGCUUAGAGAAAAACGAAAAGUUGCUUGUAUAUGAAUUCAUGCCCAACAAAAGCCUUGACAUGUUCCUAUUCGAUUCGAGUUUGCCUGCCCAACUAGUUUGGCAAAAACGAUUCAAUAUUAUUAAAGGAACUGCCCGAGGUAUCAUGUAUCUGCAUGAGGAUUCUCGUCUUAGAAUUAUCCACAGAGACCUUAAAGCAAGUAAUGUUUUACUUGACCAUGAGAUGAAUCCGAAAAUUUCGGACUUUGGUGUGGCAAAAAUUUUUGGCCGAGAUCAGAAUGAAGCAAACACAAAUAGAGUAGUCGGAACAUAUUUUUCUUCAUUGUUUCUUAUAAACUACAACAGUGGAUACAUGGCACCCGAGUAUGCUAUGGAAGGACUUUUUUCUGUCAAAUCUGAUGUUUUCAGUUUCGGUGUCCUUUUGCUGGAGAUUAUAAGUGGAAAAAGGAAUAAUGGGUUUCAUCUUUAAGAAUGCGGUGAAAGCCUCCUGACUUUUAAUUGUAGGCGUGGAAACUAUGGUCCAAAGGAGAAGGAAUGGAGUUACUGGAUAAGCAUCUUGUUGAGUCGAGUGUGCCCAAUGAGGUGCUUAAAUGCAUCCAAAUUGGGUUAUUGUGCGUGCAAUCAGAUCCGGCAGACAGACCAACUAUGUCAACAGUGGUUGCAAUGUUAGGAAGCGACACCAUAAUAGUUCCUCUACCAGCGAAACCUGCAUUUUAUGUUGGACGUUUUAUUGAAGAAUCAGUUCAACCCAAUUCAAGUUAUAAACUAUGUUCUGUUAAUGAAGUUACGAUUUCAAACAUGUCACCUCGGUGAUUGAUUAGUCAUUUCAUCUUCAAUUUUUUCACUAUUAUAAAGAUAUGAUAGAUUCUAAAAAUUUUGUUAAGCUGCUCUUUUAGCAGAACACUGGGAGAUGUUCUUCCGGCUUUACUAUAUUGAUCUUUUAUAUAUAUAUAUAUGUAAUAAAUGACAAAGGGGUAUGAAAAAAUGGUCGAGUUUACCGAAUGAAUGAAACUGAUUUUUUAAA